CCUGUGCUCUACAUGCUCAUCUUCAUCCUGGGCCUCACUGGAAACGGUGUGGUCAUCUUCACCGUAUGGCGGGCCCAGUCCAAACGGAGAGCUGCGGACAUCUACAUUGGAAACCUGGCUUUUGCUGACCUGACCUUUGUGGUGACCCUGCCUCUGUGGGCCGUCUACACCGCCCUGGGAUACCACUGGCCCUUUGGCGUGGCCCUCUGCAAGAUCAGCAGCUAUGUGGUGUUGCUCAACAUGUAUGCCAGUGUCUUCUGCCUCACCUGCCUGAGCCUGGACCGCUAC
Messenger RNA from Sinocyclocheilus rhinocerous, 288 nucleotides. Its product is annotated as apelin receptor B-like. The record is from RefSeq and is a predicted model, not a curated record. Gene Ontology annotation, molecular function: C-C chemokine receptor activity; C-C chemokine binding. The annotation marks the transcript as partial. The transcript has a single exon. NCBI's taxonomy places the organism in Eukaryota, Metazoa, Chordata, Actinopteri, Cypriniformes, Cyprinidae. Gene Ontology annotation, biological process: neutrophil chemotaxis; positive regulation of cytosolic calcium ion concentration; immune response. Gene Ontology annotation, cellular component: membrane; external side of plasma membrane.